Solanum dulcamara is the source of this 1655-nucleotide messenger RNA. Its product is annotated as WAT1-related protein At3g28050-like. Lineage: Eukaryota; Viridiplantae; Streptophyta; Magnoliopsida; Solanales; Solanaceae. The transcript is spliced from 7 exons. Gene Ontology annotation, molecular function: transmembrane transporter activity. Gene Ontology annotation, cellular component: plasma membrane. Bases 236 to 1303 code for a protein of 355 amino acids. The record is from RefSeq and is a predicted model, not a curated record.
GAUCUUUUCAAGUAAAAAAACACGACAAUACUAUAGACAAACAAAAAGGGUUUAACUUGAUUAUUUACAUAAUACUAACCAAAAAAACAACAUGGGUCAUAAGUCAUUUGACACACACACACAUCAUUCGUCUAUGAAAAAGUGGUUGUCUUUCAUCAGAUUCUGAACAAAAAGAAUUCUUGAUUUAUUCAAUAAUAAGAGAGCACACUGGGUGUGGUGAGUGUAAAGAAGAAAGAUGGUGAUGCAAUCUUGGUCAACAGAUUUCUUGCCCUUUUUGGCAAUGGUGAUUGUGGAAUGUUGUGAAAUGUUGAUGAUUACACUUGGUAAAGCAGCGAUGAAUGAUGGACUCAACAAUCUUGUUUAUGUUGUUUACUAUAAUGCCCUUGGUACUCUUUUUCUUCUUCCUUGCUUAAUCUUCCGCAGGCGCAGAAGCAAUAUGGUUCCUAUUACUUUGCCUAUAUUGUGGAGAUUCUUCCUUCUUGGCCUGUUGGGAAUAUGUUUGGUGCAGGCCAUGGCCUUUACAGGAAUUAAAUACAGCACUCCUACUCUGGCAGCUGCUUUAGGGAAUUUGAUGCCAGGUUUUACAUUUUUGCUUGCCAUCAUUUUCAGGAUGGAGAAGUUAGAUAUAAGAAAAGCCAGCAGUCAAGCAAAAUCUGUGGGAACCAUAGUAGCAAUUAUAGGGGCAUCCAUCAUGACUCUAUACAAAGGACCAAGAGUGGUAGGAUCAAAUUUACCUUCUGAUUCAUCUCAUCACGCGUUAGUACUUUCUCAAGAAUCAAAUUGGAUACUAGGAGGUCUUCUGAUUACCACCACCUGCAUCAUGUCUUCUGGAUGGAACAUUCUUCAGACAGAUACUGUGAAGAAAUACUCCGAACACAUGACAAUAGUUUUCUUCACUUGCUUCUUUGGGAGUAUUCAAUGUGCGAUUUUAACUCUGGCAUUAGAAAGCAAUCCAAAGGCAUGGAUGGUGAAGCCUGGGAUUGGGAUGAUAGCCAUUGUUUUCUCGGCGGUUUCUGGAAAUGUCUUUCGUUACAACGUUUUGACAUGGUGCUUGGAUAAGAAAGGUCCUCUUUAUGUAGCCAUGUUCAAGCCCUUGGGAAUGGUCAUAGCAGCAAUCAUGGGGAUCACAUUCCUUGCAGAUCCACUCUAUUUAGGAAGUGUUAUUGGAGCAGUUAUUAUAUCUGCUGGAUUUUAUUCUGUGCUGUGGGGGAAGGCUAAGGAGAUCAAGUCCCUGCUUGAGGUUGAGGACAUUGUUUGUGUUAUUGACUCACCAAGCCAAAGAAGCCCUCUAUUGCGCAAGUAAACAACUAGAAAAACCACAAGAUCAAGCACUGUGAGGUGAGAGAGCCUUUUAUGUGGCCCUAGCUAUUCUUUCACAAGUAUUAUUUGAAUGCACGCACUUAGUGCUGCUUAACUUUAUACGAAGAAGAUAAAGGCCGAUUGGAUGAGGCGUCUCAUAAAAGAGAGAAAUUAGCCCCGAGUAGACAAGUAACUAAUAUAGAAGCGGAUUCAAGAUUUAAACUUGAUAGCAUCCAAUCUUAAUUUAUGUUCUUCACCAAACUUACAAUUAUCAAUCUUAGAAUGAAAUAUAGUUUAAAGUUUAGUUUUUUUUACCUAUAUAUAUGCUACAUGCUAAAAGAUAAAGUUGGAUUCAA